AAGCGCUGACCGCGUCCAAGAGCAUUCUAUGCCCAGUGCGCAUGCGGGUGGAGCGCGUCUUCUCAUUAUGACAGCUAACGUUAGCAAGCGCUGUAACCCGAAAGAGGGAGUUCAGAAACGCUGUGGGAUAGACGUAUUGAGCUAACGAAUUAUUGCUUACUGCAAUUAUUUCACGGUUAUUGGGAAUCCGUAAACAACUGUUAUACUAAUCAACUUGUUUGUCCUUUGCCUUUCUGUGUGAGCUGGUAAGGAUGAAGCCAGACAUCCACACUCUGGCCCAUCACCUGAAGCAGGAGCGGCUGUAUGUGGCCUCAGAGAAGCAGCUGAUCCAGCGGCUCAAUGGGGACGUGCUGAAGACUGCUGAGAGGCUGUACCGUGCUGCCUGGAUCACCAAGCAGCAGAGGAUCAACCUCGACCGGCUCAUCCUCACCAGUGCUGAGGCUUCCCCGGCCGAAUGCUGCCAGCAUGCCAAAGUGCUGGAGGACACACAGUUCCUGGAUGGUUACAAGACUCUGGGAUUCCAGGAGAGCAUCUAUGGGGAGUUCCUGGGCCGGGUGCGGGAGAAUCCACGGCUGGUGGCCUCCUGCCUGGUGGCUGGGGAGAGGCUGAACCAGGAGCACACACAGGGGGUCAUUUACACUGUCUUCACCUCACUCUAUGGCAACUGUAUCAUGCAGGAGGAUGAGAGCUACCUGUUGCAGGUCCUGCGAUACUUGGUGGAGUUUGAGCUGAAGGAGAGCGACAACCCUCGGCGGCUGCUGCGGCGAGGAACGUGUGCCUUCAGCAUCCUCUUCAAGCUCUUCUCUGAGGGGCUGUACUCCGCCAAGCUCUUCCUCACCGCCACCCUCCAUGAGCCCAUCAUGCAGCUGCUGGUGGAGGACGAGGACCACCUGGAGACGGACCCCUCCAAGGUGACAGAGCGCUUCACGCCGGCGCAGCAGGAGCGCCUGUUUGGGGAGAAGGGCUCGGAGGGCUACAGGCAGAAGGUGGCGGCUGCUGUGGAGGCCAAUGAGGCCAAGCUGGUGACCCUGGUCAACAAGUUCAUCGGCUACCUGAAGCAGAACACCUACUGCUUCCCCCACAACCUGCGCUGGAUUGUGUCUCAGAUGUACAAGACUCUGUCGUGUGUGGAGAGGCUGGAGGUGGGCGAGGUGCGGACCAUGUGCACGGACCUGCUGCUCACCUGCUUCAUCUGCCCAGCCAUAGUCAACCCUGAGCAGUACGGCAUCAUCUCAGACGCCCCUAUCAACGAGGUGGCUCGCUUCAACCUCAUGCAGGUAGGGCAGCUUCUUCAACAGUUGGCAAUGGCUGACGGUGAUGGCGACCCCAGGAGAAAAAACAGUUUGGCCAAGUUCGAUAAGAGCUGCGUAUCUGCCUUCCUGGAUGUGGUAAUCGGAGGGAGAGCUGUGGAGACGCCGCCCAUGUCCUCCAUGAACCUACUUGAAGGCCUCAGCAGGACUGUGGCGUACAUGACACACAGUCAGCUGCUCUGCCUGGUGGACUUUGUACGGAGUGUGAUGGCAGGGGACUACCUCCGGGAGGAGGAGCACAUACUCCUGGAGACCCUAAUGGCCAACGUGCCCCAGUCCCGCACAGUGAAGAGCAACAGUCUGGAGCUCACCCCCUCCAACACCCCCCAGCUUUCCCCAACCACCACCCCUGCCAACAAGAAGAACAGGAACUUAGGACAACAGUUAGCAACAUCCUGGGAUUCCACAACCACCACCCUGUCUGCACACAUUCCAUUAGUUACACCUUUUGCAGCCUCCCGCAGUCGCAGCCGUACUGAGCUGGCCCAGCAGGGGGAAGCAGAGGCCAGCUCCAUGGAAUCCCUGCAGGAGGUGAUGCCAGAAGAGGUGCUGGUGAUCUCACUCGGAAGCAGCCCGCAGACCAUCCCCGGCAUGAUGUCAGAGAAUGAGGUGUUGACCGUGCAGCAGACUGAUGGAGCACAAGGGUACACUCCUGCAGACGACACCAAGCACCAUUGCAAACCAGACAAAACCCUGCGUUUCUCCCUCUGUAGUGACAACCUGGAGGGCAUCUCAGAGGGUCCGUCCAACCGGUCUAACUCUGUGUCGUCUCUGGACCUGGAGGGAGAGUCUGUGUCAGAGCUGGGAGCUGGGCCAUCAGGGAGCAAUGGGGUGGAGGCUCUACAACUGCUGGAGCAUGAACAUGCCACCACUCAGGACAACCUGGAUGACAAACUGAGGAAGUUUGAGAUACGAGACAUGAUGGGCCUGACGGAUGACCGGGAUAUCUCUGAGACUGUGAGUGAGACCUGGAGCACAGACGUGCUGGGCAGCGACUUUGACCCCAACAUGGACGAAGAUAGACUGCAGGAAAUAGCUGGGGCGGCUGUAGAGAACAUGCUGGGCAGCCUGCUGUGUCUACCAGGCUCUGGUUCAGUGCUGCUAGACCCAUAUGGAUCCACCAUCUCCGAGACCACCAGCGAGGCCUGGAGUGUGGAGGUCCUGCCCAGCGACUCAGAAGCCCCAGACCUGAAGCAGGAGGAGCGUCUACAGGAGCUAGAGAGCUGCUCCGGGGUGGGCAGCACCUCCGAUGACACAGAGGUCAGAGAGGUCAGCUCUCGGCCCAGCACCCCAGGGCUCAGCGUUGUCUCAGCGACAUCAGAAGACAUCCCCAACAAGACAGAGGACCUGCGGUCAGAGUGCAGCUCGGACUUUGGGGGGAAGGACUCUGUGACCAGUCCAGAUGGGGAGGAGUCAUCCCACGGAGCACAUCACAGUUUGGCCUCUCCGCCCUCUCAGGCUGACUCCUUACUGGCCAUGUUUGAUCCCCUCUCUUCCGGCGAAGAUUCCUCCACUGGUACCAUUGUGAGGCCCAAGGUGCACUACGCCAGGCCCCUUCAUCCUCCCCCUGACCCUCCCAUCCCAGAGACCUGUGCCCUGGGCCAGGAGCCCCGCUACUCCCUGUUCACGCCCCACUGCCUGGCCCAAGCCGAGCUGGAGCACACCAAGCAGCGCCACUCCUACACAGACAGGCUGGUACGCAGCCGCAGCUCUGACAUUGUGUGCCCAGGCCGCCGACCCACCAGCGACCCGGGCCUGAACCGCAGGGCUGCAGCCGAGGAGCGGGAUCAUGCCGGGGCCUUCUUUAUGGGGCCGUUCUCGUCUCCUAGCAAGGACUCCCUGAAAGGGGAGGUUGAGGAGAGAAAGGACAGUGAUGAGGAAAAGUCUGAUCGCAACAGACCGUGGUGGAAGAAACGCUUUCAGUCAGCCAUUCCCAAAGCUCCGAUAGCAGCCUUACGGAAAAGGGACAAGCAGGAGAAAGACAAUAUGGGCCAUGAACGUGUCCCACAAGACGACCCUCUGUCCAGGAACUCCCAGGCCCAGGCAGCAGAAGACAUCCUUGACAAGUACAGGAACAUCAAGAGGACCAGUCCCAGUGAAGGAGCCACUGCUGCAGCCUACGACGCCACAGAGUUGUGUGGAGAGGAGUGUGUGCACAACUCCCCCAGAGACGAAGCUCUGCAGAACAUGUCCACAGACGACCUGCCAGACUCAGCCAGCCAGACAGCCCAGCAACACGAUUCCAACAAGUUCUCAUUCAGUGAUGCAAAGAAGAAGUUGAGGCUGGCCUUGUGUUCAGCAGAGUCUGUGGCCUUCCCUCUCAUGGCUCCUGCCACCACACGCAAUGGGCUGCCUGACCACACAGACUUUGAAGACAACGAGAUCGUGUGCUUCCUGAAGGUCCAGCUGGCGGAGGCCAUCAACCUGCAGGAUAAGAACCAGAUGGCCCAGAUCCAGGAGACCACGCGCUGCGUCAGCCGCUUCGACGCACGCACCUGCAAGAAGCUGCUGGCUGCCAUUGCUGAGGAUUACAGGAAGCGGGCACCCUACAUAGCUUAUCUGACGCGGUGUCGGCAGGGUCUGCAGACAUCCCAUGCCCACCUGGAGAGGCUGCUGCAGAGGGUGCUGAGGGACAAGGAGGUAGCUAACCGCUACUUCACCACAGUCUGUGUUCGCCUCCUACUGGAACACAUGGAGGCGAAGUCCCUGGACUUCAUCAAAGCCUUCCAGGGGUGCACAGCGUCAGACGACAAGACGGCGGCGGUGGAGGACUUCCUGCGCUACCUGUACGGGGCCAUGGCCCAUGAUGCCAUCUGGCAGUACGCCAGCGAGGAUCAGCUGCAGGAUGCCCAGAUGGCCAUCGAGCGCAGCGUCAUGAACCGCAUCUUCAAGCUGGCCUUCUACCCCAACCAGGACGGGGACAUCCUGAGAGACCAGCUUCUUCAGGAACACAUAGCACGUCUCUCAAAAGUGGUGACAGCGAAUCACAAAGCUCUUCAAAUCCCAGAGGUGUAUGCGAGGGAGGCUCCCUGGCCGUCUGCCCAGUCAGAGAUCCGGACCAUCAGUGCCUACAAGACCCCUCGGGACAAAGUGCAAUGUAUUUUACGCAUGUGUUCCACCAUCAUGAAUCUCCUGAGUCUGGCCAACGAGGACUCUGUCCCUGGAGCUGACGAUUUUGUCCCUGUGCUCGUCUUUGUCCUGAUAAAGGCAAACCCGCCUUGCCUGCUGUCCACUAUUCAGUACAUCAAUAAUUUCUACGCCAGCCGGCUGAGUGGGGAGGAGUGCUAUUGGUGGAUGCAGUUCACCGCGGCAGUGGAAUUCAUUAAGACCAUCGACGAUCGCAAGUGAAGCAGAACGAACAGCCACCUGUAUGGGCAGACCGUGGUGAAGGAGACUGGACUGGGAGACUUCCCAACCAACUGCUCCCUCUCUCUCUGCUCCCCACAGCCACCAGGACCACACCCUGUCUGCUGUCUGUUUGUAUAGCUGUACAUAGUCAGAGACUGAGAGUAUAUAUGAUUAUUAAGCUGGCAAAAUCCAGGUUUUACAGUAGAGAAAAAGGCCUUGGAAAAAUGGCAGAUGUUAACUUUGAACUUAAACUAAUUAGGUGUUUUUUCCUUUCAUCUUUUGGGUCUCCUUAGUCAUGGUGAGGUGUGGGGGUCUGUAUCCAAAGUGUUCUAUCUUAAGUUAUGAUUCUGAUGUUAAAUUUACUGAUAAAGCUUCUAAUCAGAUGAAAGGGAACCAUGUUUCCUAGAGAUGAUCUCAGAUAAAUGUAGUGGAAGGGGAUUUCAAGUAGGUGAUGGAAGUUCUUCCUUGUUAAAUUGUGCAAUCUUUCCCCUGAAAUACUUAUGCUUAUGCAUUGUAUCCUGGGGAAUCACAAAACUCAAUAGAUACUGAGUAUUCGUGACUCAAUACAUUAUAAGAUCAAUCCAAUAUACUAAUGUUUCUAUUUUUAACGCUACCACAUUGAUAAUAGGGUAACUUUUUUUUCAUCAAAUGUAAACAAAUGUAGUCAUUUCAGUUCAUCCUUUCCUAAAUACUUAUUUUUAUGUGGCAAUUUUGACACAAGGGACCACAUAUUUAUAUAUGAAAUAAAAUGUAUGUAUUUAUUUCAUUCUAUUUAAUGCUUUUAAACAAAAAACAAAAAACAAAAAAAUAUAUAGUGUUAGGACAAGGAGCAGUGUUGUCCUUGGACUGAAAAGCCCCCAGGAUGAGAUAUCAGUAGCACUGCUUAUUUGGAAAUACUGAAAAUGAGUGCCUUGAGGGGCGUUUUGUGUAAGUCUAUUCAUUUUCUAUAUAUUCUUGAGUAUGAGGGUUCUGCUCUUUAUUUUCCAUAAACGAUUGGCAUUACUCUCCCACCCCAUUAUCACCAAUGAGCCCCACAGCCUCUUUUUAAGAAACCUCUGUCCAACCUCUAUGCUGGGAGUGACCUCUGAGGAGGACAGGCAGUGUGUGGAGCACCGCUGGUUGUUUCAGUUAAUUCCCUUUGCACUCAUUUCCUUCCCAUUACCGUUAUGCCCUUGAAUAUCCAAGAUUCUACCUCAGUUAGAACCAAUGAACCUGCAAUUUAUUUUUGGGCACAAGUCUUUAACAUUGGUUGGAUAGAAAGAAUAAUGGAACAGGUAUUCACUGUUCAAGGGGCUUCUAUAGCAUCUUCCCCUGCUACAAUGAAGCAUACUAGUAUGUAAUAUUUUUAUUUUAGGCGGGUCAAAGUAACCUUUAGUAUUCAAGGUAGUAAAGCAUUUCCAAGCGAAUAAAGUUAGGUAUUUCUGUAGUUGAAUGCAUGUAUGUUUCAGCAUAGAGCAGACAGACUAGUGAUUGGAUUAGCUCUACCUCACAUGAUCAAGAAAGGGACUCUUCACGCAUAUGCUCGCGUGGAUUAUUUUAUUUAUUAUACAAUUUUAGAGCGCAGGGAUAUUCCAGUUUCAUAAUUUUCUUCCACUUACAGGCAUGUUGCUCCUCUGCCUGUUCUGUGUCAGGGGCUCCCGAGUGUCAGUGGUCUAAAGCACUGCAUCUCAGUGCUAGAGGUGUCACUACAGACCCUGGUCCAAUUCCAGGCUGUAUCACAUCCGGCCAUGAUUGGGAGUCCCAUAGGGCGGCGCACAAUUGGCCUAGCGUUGUUAGGGUGUGGCCGGUGUAGGCCGGCAUUGUAAAUAAGAAUUUGUUCUUAACUGACGUGCCUAGUUAAAUAAAGGUUUAAAAAAAAAGAAGGGGGAAAAAAACUUUAAAAAUCACUUGCAGCCAAAGUCAUCAAAACUCAAACUCCUGUUCUGUUUUCAUUGCAGCUACAAAAGAAGGAACACACUGUUUGCGCGCUUAGUAUUGUGCCAAGUGUUUUGUCUUAUUUGAUGUGUUAAAUGACUGCUUUCAUAUCACAUGAAUAGACAGCACAACAAAAAGAACAAACAAUCAGAAUACUGACAUGUUACUGACCGCUGGAAAAAGGCUGUGAUGGGCGUAAGAGGGCGUAUGUUGAAUGUGUGAGAGGUUGGUCUGUUAAACGAGUGCAUCUGCUCCGUCUCCUCUUGCACUGUCUUAUAGGAUGGUCUUCUUACUGUAGCUACAGUACUACACGAGCAGGUAGUCCUUGCUGGUAAAAAAAAUCUCUAUAAAUACUUCUAUUUUCCAACUCAGGCCAGGUAUGAAAGGGUUGAGAAGAAUGAGGCUUGGUUUUCUUUUGAGUCUGUGACCCUGAUGUCAUUUAUUUUUAAAAGUUCAGAGCUAAAUUACUCUUGAGUUUUUGUACGGGGUUAGCGACGCUUGAGCCCUACAUUCUACAAGCAGAACAUUUGACAUGUUUUCUACUUCCCUGCUCUUUAGUAAUGAGUUGCACUCAUUUGAACUAAUGCCUCUGACAUUAAAAUACUCUAAUUGAGGUGAUUAUAUGGGUAGUUUAGCUAGGUCUUACUGUUAGUCAUAAGGACACACAUUUAUAAGCAAUCUCUAAAGGUGGGAUAUGUUUGUUUUCUCCCCAUUCCCGGACUUCUCUUCCUGGUUUUUGAGGAAUAUGUGUGUACAGCAUCUACCGUUUUAAAUACACCUCUGCUAAAUAGAUGAUACUGUUGUCUAACCUGUUUGAAAACACACCAUGUACUAUGUCACCAAAUGCAGAUAGACUGUAUCUAUAAGUGUUUGUGGUGUCACUUUAGAGGUACUGUACAGUACAGACCAAAUGUGAAACAAUCUGGACCUGAAUAGUGUUUCAAUGUUCCCUUAUACAUAUCAGUGACUCUUUUUAAUAGCUAAAAAAAAAUAAUACAACCAGCCUUAGUGUCUGACCUGAGUGAUACUGUUCAUACACAGUGACAGAAUACCUCUUAUUGUGAAGUUCAAGUACACAUCCUAACAUUGAGAAGAAGUCUGUACUAUAGCCUGAUUUAGCAUUGAUUGUACAAGUAGACCGUUGGUGGACAAAGAGACACUUGUCUAUGAAAUCUGGUCUUCAAAGCUUAGGCAGAAUAAUACAUUUGACAUUUGUAAGCUUGCACAAUUAUGACAUAUGCAGAGGGGUAGGCGAUCUGUCUUUAAUGUGAUUAAUGUAUUAUAUACUUCUUAAACUAUUAAACAGUCAUUUUUCUGUUA
This is a messenger RNA of Oncorhynchus mykiss (rainbow trout), 7892 nucleotides long. The record is from RefSeq and is a predicted model, not a curated record. NCBI's taxonomy places the organism in Eukaryota, Metazoa, Chordata, Actinopteri, Salmoniformes, Salmonidae.